ACAAUGGCCGAUCUUAAUGGUACUGAAGUCGAUGAGGUGCAGGAUAAGAAACAGAAAAAACAAACCAAACAUGAUGGUGGUGCUGCCGAUUUAGAACGUGUUACCGACUAUGCUGAAGAAAAGGAAAUCUCCACAGCGAAUAUAUCCAGUGCCGUGGAACAGUUCGGUAAUCAACGUCAAAAAGAAGAUGAAUUGCGUGUGGCCAAGGAAAUGGAAUUGCAAAAGAUUCAAGUGAAAAAAGAGGAUAUCGAACUUAUUAUGAAUGAAAUGUUAAUUAGCAAAAUGCAAGCCGAAAAGGUCCUGCGUGAACAAAGAGGAGAUGUUGUAGCAGCUCUGGAAGCCAUUAUAGCUAAUUAGAUGUGUCUUCGGCUAAUGCUUAUAAGUUUCUUUUUGUUUUUUUUCUAAGUUUCCAAU
This is a messenger RNA of Musca vetustissima, 414 nucleotides long. RefSeq names its product huntingtin-interacting protein K. NCBI's taxonomy places the organism in Eukaryota, Metazoa, Arthropoda, Insecta, Diptera, Muscidae. The transcript is spliced from 2 exons. Gene Ontology annotation, biological process: negative regulation of apoptotic process; protein stabilization. The record is from RefSeq and is a predicted model, not a curated record. Bases 4 to 357 code for a protein of 117 amino acids.